Aspergillus bombycis is the source of this 1725-nucleotide messenger RNA. RefSeq names its product putative C6 transcription factor RosA-like. Lineage: Eukaryota; Fungi; Ascomycota; Eurotiomycetes; Eurotiales; Aspergillaceae. Gene Ontology annotation, molecular function: DNA-binding transcription factor activity, RNA polymerase II-specific; zinc ion binding. Gene Ontology annotation, biological process: regulation of transcription by RNA polymerase II. The transcript has 4 exons. The record is from RefSeq and is a predicted model, not a curated record. The coding region runs from base 1 to 1725 and encodes 574 amino acids.
AUGGCCGGUCCCGGUGGUGGCCCUCCUCGCAAGAGCCAUACCAAGUCUCGUUUCGGCUGCAAGACAUGUAAGAGACGACAUAUUCGUUGCGAUGAGAGCUUUCCGCAAUGCCGGAAUUGUACCAAACAUAACUGUCGCUGCGACUACAUGGAUGUCGCUACCGUACACGACGAAUCAUCCACCGCUCGCAAAAUCCCCGAUCUUCUCAUGUCCGCCGAAAUCGAGACGGAAAUCAAGAAUUGGCACAUCACGGGUGUGCCUCCGUUUCCAGAGCUAGUACAGUACCCACGCAGUUGUUGGAGCAAACUCUCGCGAACCGAUCUUCGUUUAAUUCACCAUAUUAUCGGCUUGUCCAUCGACCUACAUCGUCGCGGCUUUAGUAACUCCACGAUCUGGGCGCAGAAGAUGCCAACAUUCCUCAACAUCGCCAUCACAAAUGACUUUGUCAUGAGUUCCAUCCUUACUUUGUCGGCGUCACAUUUGGCCUGGAUCACGCGAAAUAAAGAAACGAAGCAGCUCGCUUAUCACCACAGGGGGGUUGCGAUUCAGGGCUUGCACAAGGCUAUCGGUACUUUCUCGAAAGGCAACUGUGACGCUAUCCUUGCGGCCUCCAUCCUCCUUUCCUGGCAAGCAUCGGAAUGGCAUAGCUGGGCAUCCCUGCAACAGGGACUCACAACCGUUCUGAAUUCGAUGCAUCCCAUUUGGAAACACGAAUCCGAACUAGCCAUGUACCUCGAGAACCAAAGGUACUUGGGAUGUACCAAUACCCCAAUGAUGACGGGCUACCAGUUCCAGGACGAGGACCUUGUUAGCCUCGACCAAACAACCAUUGCCCUCCAAAACGUCCAGAAGCGCGUUGCUCACAACCCCGAGCACUACCGUCGGAUCGGAGAGCUCCUGGAAUUUGUGCGCCAUUUCAGGCGAGAUCUCCUGUCUCUGACUCCGGAACAGGCCUUUGAGCGUAUGCAGCCCCUGCGAAGAUGGCUCUUUUGGCUUCCCCCAGCCAUGCUCCGAGGCGGAGACGCAGAUCUAGGAGCACUUGCCAUCCUUGCUCAAUUCUUCGGUAUUGGUGUGGUUUUGGAUAGUUUAUUCCCUGACCUAGGAGGCGCAUACCUCGGCCCGCUAUCCGUCGGCCCCAUCGAAGACAUUUAUCGGAUCAUUAUAACCAGAAGCAUGUCGGAACCAUACAACCCAGAUCUCCAGCUAGCCUCGACCAUUAUGGAAUUGCCUCGACAUAUCGUUGCGCAAUAUAAAAGCCGCCUUCAGUGGUCGCCGCGGACCUCACUCGACUACUCCCCGUCUCCCGCGAGUCCUUACCAACCUAUACAAGAUUACACCCUAGCGUCAUCCUCCUCUCCUUCCUCUACCGCUACAUGCGCACCUUACACCCCGCCUCUCCAGUCUCCCCCAGCGGUGACGAUCGCUAGUUCUCCAUUCGAUGUAAAUGGAACCUAUGUCACAGCACCAAGCGUCCAGAGUCUUUACCCCCCGUCUCCAAGUUUGCUCUCCGACCCCCGAGAAGAACUGUGUGAAUACAGCCAUACCAGCUCGCUCCAUCAGUCGCCCACGUAUCCACCACCAUAUGUGGAUGAUAUGGUGUGCGGAGAGCUAUCGCGAGUAGACGGAACGGUCGGGCUGAACGUGGAUCUCUACGGCGAACCUCAACAGAUUGUGGGAGGAUAUAGCACUGCGGAGCCGUGCUGGACCGGAAGUAUCUGCACUUGA